GGUUCCCGGUGAGGGUGGGGCGGGGUGGCCAGGCCUGAAGGACGUGGGGACACGGGCCAGAGUGGCCAGCCCCAUACUCUGACAGGAGCGAACUUGAGCUGUGAGUAGAGACCAGGGAAGGGCGACCCAGCCCACCCAAAUUCCCCCACGGCGCCCCAGCCCACCGCAGAAGCCCAGGCGAGCUGGGGGCGCCUAACCCUGCCUCUGUCCAGGCCAGGGCCCCUCUCUCCUAUCCCAAGGCUGCUCUUAGCUGUCCUUGAGGCUUUCCUGGAGCUUUGAAAGUUCCUGACCCCUUCCAAUCCCUGCAUCAUUGUGGCUGGACCGGUCCGAACACCGCCGCGAGGGUUCUGUGGCGGUUGGCCAGGCGAGGAGGGCCGGACAGGGGCGCGCAGUGUUGGCGGGGGUCUGCCGCUAGGGGAACCGGGGGCGAGGGGGGGGGGGGAGGUCCGGGGCGGGGCCUCAGCGCCGGGAGUGGCCCUGGGUGGGGCUGGCCUGAGCGCGCCACGCACACUCCUGCCGCCGCUCCCAGGUGCCGACCAACCCCCAGGAUGGCAGAAGCACACCAGGCUGUGGCCUUCCAGUUCACUGUGACCCCAGAUGGGGUUGACUUCCGGCUCAGUCGGGAGGCCCUGAAACACAUCUACCUGUCUGGGAUCAACUCCUGGAAGAAACGCCUGAUUCGCAUCAAGAAUGGCAUCCUUAGGGGUGUGUACCCUGGCAGCCCCACCAGCUGGCUGAUCGUUGUCAUGGCAACAGUGGGUUCCUCCUACUGCAAAGUAGACAUCUCCAUGGGGCUAGUCUGCUGUAUCCAGAGAUGCCUCCCUGAAAGGUAUGGCUCCUACCACACCCCACAAACUCGGACACUUCUCAGCAUGGCCAUCUUCUCCACGGGGGUCUGGCUGACAGGCAUAUUCUUAUUCCGACAAACCCUGAAGCUGCUGCUUUCCUACCAUGGAUGGAUGUUUGAGAUGCACGGCAAGACCAGCCACACUACCAAGAUCUGGGCUAUCUGUGUCCGCCUUCUGUCCAGCCGGCGACCCAUGCUCUACAGCUUCCAGACAUCUCUGCCCAAGCUUCCUGUACCCAGUGUGCCAGCCACAGUUCAACGGUACCUGGAAUCUGUGCAGCCCUUGUUGGAUGAUGAGGAAUAUUACCGCAUGGAGAUACUGGCCAAAGAAUUCCAGGACAAGACUGCCCCCAGACUGCAGAAAUACCUGGUACUGAAGUCUUGGUGGGCAACUAACUAUGUGAGUGACUGGUGGGAAGAGUACAUCUACCUCCGUGGCAGGAGCUCCCUCAUGGUGAAUAGCAACUAUUAUGUCAUGGACCUUGUGCUUAUCAAGAACACAAAUGUGCAAGCAGCACGCCUAGGAAAUGCCAUACAUGCCAUGAUCAUGUAUCGCCGCAAACUGGACCGUGAAGAGAUCAAGCCUGUGAUGGCGUUGGGCAUUGUGCCCAUGUGCUCCUAUCAGAUGGAGAGGAUGUUCAACACCACUCGCAUCCCGGGAAAGGAGACAGAUGUGCUGCAGCACCUCUCCGAGAGCAGGCACGUGGCUGUGUAUCACAAGGGCCGCUUCUUCAAAGUCUGGCUGUAUGAGGGAUCCCGCCUGCUCAAGCCUCAGGACCUGGAGAUGCAGUUCCAAAGGAUCCUGGAUGACCCCUCCCCACCUCAGCCUGGAGAGGAAAGGCUGGCAGCCCUCACUGCAGGGGGAAGGAUGGAAUGGGCACAGGCACGCCAGGCCUUCUUUAGCUCUGGCAGGAACAAGGCUGCUCUGGAUACCAUCGAGCGUGCUGCUUUCUUUGUGUCCCUGGAUGAAGAGUCCCAUUGCUACAAUCCUGACGAUGAAGCCAGCCUCAGCCUCUAUGGCAAGGCCCUACUGCAUGGCAACUGCUACAACAGAUGGUUCGACAAGUCUUUCACUCUUAUUUCCUUCAAGAAUGGCCUAUUGGGUCUCAACACAGAACACGCAUGGGCAGACGCCCCCAUCAUUGGGCACCUCUGGGAGUUUGUCCUGGGCACUGACACCUUUCACCUGGGCUACACAGAGACUGGGCACUGCCUGGGCAAGCCAAACCCUAUGCUGGCGCCUCCUCAGCGGCUGCAAUGGAACAUUCCUGAGCAGUGCCAGGCCAUCAUCGAGAGUUCCUACCAGGUGGCCAAAGCAUUGGCAGAUGAUGUAGAGUUGUACUGCUUCCAGUUCUUGCCCUUUGGCAAAGGCCUCAUCAAAAAGUGUCGGACCAGCCCUGAUGCCUUUGUGCAGAUUGCCUUACAGCUGGCUCACUUCCGGGACAAGGGCAAGUUCUGCCUGACCUAUGAGGCCUCAAUGACGAGAAUGUUCCGAGAAGGACGGACUGAGACUGUGCGUUCCUGUACCAGUGAGUCCACAGCCUUUGUGCAGGCCAUGGUGAAAGGGUCCCAUAUGAAGGAAGACCUCCGAGAUCUCUUCCGGAAAGCUUCUGAGAAGCAUCAGAACAUGUACCGUCUGGCAAUGACUGGGGCUGGUAUUGACAGGCACCUCUUCUGCCUUUAUGUGGUCUCCAAGUACUUGGGAGUCAGCUCCCCUUUCCUGGAUAAGGUGCUCUCAGAACCCUGGCGCCUCUCCACCAGCCAGAUCCCUCAAUCCCAGAUCCGCAUGUUUGAUCCAGACCAGUACCCUAAUCACCUGGGUGCUGGAGGUGGCUUUGGCCCUGUGGCAGAUGACGGCUAUGGGGUUUCGUACAUGAUUGCAGGUGAAAACACAAUCUUCUUCCACGUUUCCAGCAAGUUCUCAAGUUCAGAGACAAAUGCCCAGCGCUUUGGGAACCACAUCCGCCAAGCCCUGCUGGAUAUCGCUGAUCUUUUCCAAGUUCCCAAGACUGACAGCUGAGAGCUAAAGAAAUGCCAGCUGCCCUUGUGUCCCCACAUUGUGGAGGAAGGGGCCUGUGGCCAGCAUGCAGGCAUAAGGGGUAGCCAUGCAUGGAUGCCCAGCUCUGAGGACAGCUCAGUCAGCAGGCACUCCCCAGAAAGAUGCUGCUCCCUUAGGGCCUAGAUGGACGUGGGGUUGUAGCAGGUAGGGAAUUUUGAUUUUUUUUCCUUGCUAGAUACUAAUAAAAAUAAGACUGUGUAAUUCUCUCUCAGCCCUUAGGUGCCUGUAUUUUGUUUGGGAACUAGAAGGCCCUCUCCUUGUCCCAACUCAAGCCAGAAAGAGUUGGGGCUAGGUGUCUAUUCAUGAGGAACUUGUGACAUGCCUUGAAAUGUGUGUCUUUGCUGAGUGAUGCAGGUUCUGAGUUUCCUGCUCAAACCCUCAUGUGUCCUUGGAAUAAAUUCUUACUUAGAGAAUCUU
Molecule: messenger RNA, 3323 nt
Organism: Castor canadensis (American beaver)
Lineage: Eukaryota; Metazoa; Chordata; Mammalia; Rodentia; Castoridae
Gene: Cpt1b
Product: carnitine palmitoyltransferase 1B
Biological process (GO): long-chain fatty acid transport; fatty acid metabolic process; carnitine metabolic process
Cellular component (GO): mitochondrion
Molecular function (GO): carnitine O-palmitoyltransferase activity
Source: RefSeq, a predicted model, not a curated record